ACCCAGAACCAUGGCCAUGGGGUGGGUGGGAUGCUCUGGCAUGGGUGCCAGACCCCCAAACUGGGCCUGUGGGGCAGAAAUCCCAAUUGGGGUCUUCCCCUGUCCAUGGGGGUUGCCCAGCUCCAUCAGCUGGGGGAAAUGGCAUGACCCCAUGGGGGUCACCCGGGGCAGACCCCUGCCCUCCGUCCGAGCGUUCGGGGGGAACCAGGGUGCCUCAGGGGAGGCUGUGUGGCCGGGGCGCCCCCAGGAAGCACGAUGCUUGUGAACCCGUACCCCACGCCCCUCCCCGCCGCGGCAAACAGCAGUGACAGAAGUGCCGGGGAGAGCUGCCACAUUCCAGUGGACACUCACACCCAUGUGCCCCAGCCGGGAGGGUGCGGGUUGGGGACAGCAGGGCCGCGGGGCGCAGAGCCCGGCAGGACGGGCACAGGUAGGUGCCACGGCAGCGGCGGCGGGUGCUUGGGCGUGCCGGGGUGUCCGGCCGGCGGCGCCGGUGCUGUUCCACUCUGUUCUGUUUCUCUCGCUCAGGUCUGCUGGCCAUGGGCAACCUGAUAAAGGUAUUGGGCAAAGAUUUAGAAAACUGUCCUCAUUUUUUCCUGGAUUUUGAAAGUUUCACAUGGGGAACCUUCUUAAAGUGUUGACUUAUAACGAACUUGACCAAGGCCCUAAUUUUUUCCUUGACUUUGAAAAUGCGCAGCCGACGGAGGCCGAGACGGCAGUGUGGAACCAGGUGAACGCCGUGCUGGAGGAGGCACAGGCCGUCCUGGCCGAGCUGCAGUCCUACACGGGUGCCGGGCAGGAGAUCCGAGAGGCCAUCCAAAACCCCGGGGACCUGCGGCUGCAGGAGAGGGCAUGGAGCGCCGUCUGCCCCCUCGUCGCCAAGCUGAAGCGCUUCUACGAGUUCUCGCUGCGGCUCGAGAACGCCCUGCGGAGCCUGCUGGAGGCCCUCACCAGCCCCCCGUAUGCCCCAACCCAGCACCUCGAGCGGGAGCAAGCCUUGGCCAAGCAGUUCGCCGAGAUCCUCCACUUCACCCUCAGCUUUGAUGAGCUCAAGAUGACCAACCCUGCCAUCCAGAACGACUUCAGCUACUACAGAAGGACCAUCAGCCGAAAUCGCAUUAACAACCUGCAGCUGGAUGCAGAGAGCGAGGUGAACAAUGAAAUGGCCAACAGGAUGUCCCUCUUCUAUGCCGAGGCCACCCCCAUGCUCAAAACACUCAGCAAUGCCACCACCAAAUUUGUCUCGGAGAACAAGACCCUCCCAAUCGAGGACACGACCGACUGCCUGAGCACCAUGGCCUGUGUCUGCAGGGUGAUGCUGGAGACCCCGGAGUACCGGAGCCGCUUCACCAACACUGAGACCCUCCUCUUCUGCAUGCGGGUGAUGGUCGGCGUCAUCAUCCUCUACGACCAUGUCCACCCCGUGGGGGCCUUUGCAAAGACCUCCAAGAUAGAUAUGAAAGGCUGCAUCAAAGUCUUGAAAGACCAACCAUCAACCAGCACCGAGGGGCUCCUGAAUGCUCUGAGGUACACCACUCGGCACCUCAACGACGACACCACGUCCAAACAGAUCCGGGCCCUGCUGCAGUGAGCACGGAGCCAGCCCUGACCCUGCGCACCGUCACCAUGUUACCUACGUCCAUGACCAUACCGUUCAUUUUGUACAGAGGGAAAAAGGACAAUAAGAAAUACACAGAAAUACAAAAAAAGAAAAAAUCAAAACGGUCCGAGGCCACCCCCUAUGCGCUCCUGCCCCCUCCCAAGCCCCACCCCCCAAAUUAGCACCCACUUCUGGACACAGGUGCAGGUGGCACCACGGGGACACUGCGCUGGGGGUGCUGGGGCUGGGCAGGAUGGACCUGGGCAGGGAUGUGCCGAUGGGGCUAGUGGCAGCGAGCACCCAUGGCACGGGGGCAGUUUGGGGAGGGGGGAAAGGGGCAGGUGUCACCCCCGUCCUCGUCCCCGAGCAUCCGGCCGCAGAGGAGGAGGGAUCCUGAGAGUCUGCGCUGACUCUGGUGGAAGUGGCUCAGUCUCACCCGGUAGAUUUUUAAUCUGAGCAAUUAAGUCUCCACUCACCUCUUCUUUUCUACAUCGGUUUUUUUUUUGGGUGUGAAAUAAAAUGACAUUUAAUCUGUU
Messenger RNA from Chroicocephalus ridibundus (black-headed gull), 2136 nucleotides. Its product is annotated as CYFIP-related Rac1 interactor A-like. The transcript is spliced from 11 exons. Lineage: Eukaryota; Metazoa; Chordata; Aves; Charadriiformes; Laridae. Gene Ontology annotation, biological process: regulation of actin filament polymerization. Gene Ontology annotation, molecular function: small GTPase binding. The coding region runs from base 617 to 1591 and encodes 324 amino acids. The record is from RefSeq and is a predicted model, not a curated record.